AAACUAAAAUAUGACAAACCAAGAAACAAAAUUGCGUCACGAAGUGGCAAAAAGGCUGGACGAGAACAUCUUCGACAAGCAUUAUGCGAAGGGUUCUUUUGUAAUGUAGCUCGCAGGUGCAGCACCUUUGGUAAAGGUUUCCGUACAAUGGAUGGUCAUGGAACUACUGUUUUUAUCCACCCUUCAUCAACGCUUUUCGGGUGCGAAGAUCAGCUUGACUGGAUUAUCUUCAACGACAUUAUAUGUACUUCAAAAAUAUACGUCAAAACUGUGUGUCCGAUACGAUAUGAAUGGAUUAAGGAUUUAAUGCCUCGGUUGCAUGAAGCAAAUGCUUACAUUUUAUCGGGUUGGACAAGAGAAGAUCAGCUAUCAGAAGAAAAUACCAAGUCGUUCGCUGCUUGCAGCGAAACAAACAAAGACAAGGAAUGUCCUGGCACAGCUCAAGGAGACCAUCUUAGUUUGGCUAAGAGAAGCACAAGUGAUACCAUAGAGGCAGCAAGACAACGUUAUUUGGAGAGAAAGCGAGUGCGGUCUUCUUUAUAUGACUAAGUAUCAAAAGCACWUUUAAUUUGAUACCUUAUACUUCCAAAUAAAAUGAAUCUUUUUUUUAUA
Molecule: messenger RNA, 612 nt
Organism: Actinia tenebrosa (Australian red waratah sea anemone)
Lineage: Eukaryota; Metazoa; Cnidaria; Anthozoa; Actiniaria; Actiniidae
Product: putative ATP-dependent RNA helicase DHX40
Cellular component (GO): intracellular anatomical structure
Molecular function (GO): 3'-5' RNA helicase activity; RNA binding; ATP binding
Source: RefSeq, a predicted model, not a curated record